AUAGAGGGAGGAGGGGAGGUGAUGUCAGCCUGCCUCAGGCCACUUUCCGGGGACUAAGGACAAAGGGAGGAGACAGCUGGCAUGAUGGGACAGUGGGAGGUGGCCUCCCAGAAAGCUGCAGUGGUCCCCUGCCACCUCCAUUUAGCCAGCCAUUCCCUAGCAAGUCAGCUGGGCCGCUAGGUGGGAAUAGAACAGGGGCCACACCCAUCAGCACUCAUUCCAAAGCAGCUCUGUCCUGGGUUUCUACAACUGCAAGGCCCAGAGGUUUUGCUCCAUUGGACAGAAUUCAAACCUAACACAGGGAGGAGCUCUCCACUGACCCACCCCUCUGCUUUCUGUCCAACACUCUGAGUAGUCUGAAUCCAGGCAACUUCGCCUUUCUGCCCUUCCCUGGCCUCUGGCUUGAAUUUCCAGGAAAAGCAAGGUUAACACCUGCUUUCUGAUCCCCUCUGAAGGGGGACUCUGGGAAUAUUUUGAGAGUGGAAAGAAAAGCAGAGAGCCACUCACACCCUCCCAUUCCUCUUAAGGACCAGUUGGAUUUGGGCUCCUUCCCAGAUCAAACUCCUGUGAGUUCCUCAAUCAUGAUGACUUGAAGACACUAGCCCAGUGCUGGGAGAGGGGGAGAGCUUCUGGGAGUACUUGGGCACAAGGUGAUGAUUCUGUAACUUUGCAGUCCCAGGAGGUAGAAUUUUUUUGGUGGGGUGGGGGCAUAUUUAUGCUGAGUAAGCUCAAGAAUCUUUAAUAAUGCUAGUAAUGAUGACCUUAAUAAUGACCUUAUGCUAAAGUUUUUCACAUUUUGUUUUUUGAGAUGAGGUUGAUGUUGCCUAGGCUGGUCUCAAGCUCCUAGAAUCAAGGGAUCCUCCUGCCUCAGCCUCUCAAGUAGCUAGGGCUAUAGGCUCAUGCCUAGCUAUGUUGUGGGUUUUUUUAAGGAAUUAUCUCAUGCAGUCCUCAGAACAGCCUUGUGAGGAUACUACUGUCCUUAUACAAAAACCGAUAUUUGGAUAAAAAGAUGGAAUUCUACAACGGAGGAAAUUAAGGCUCACAAAGGUCAAACAACCUGACCAAAGUUACCCCGUGAGAAAGGGACAGAGCCAGGACUCAACCCCAGGUCCACCUGCCUCUUGAACUUUACUUUUAAUCCCCUGACUAUAUGCAAAACACUGAUUUAUAAUUUACAGUUAGAAAGAAAAGUGUGGAGUCAACCAGGAAUUUGUGUUAUCUGAUUAGCAUUCCCUUACCCCACCUGCCAUGGGACAAUAUCCUUUAGGAGCUACAAUACAAUUAGAAAAUAGUUGGAUGCAUUUGGAAUCAAGCAAAAGGAAGAGUCCAUUUAUUAAAACCACUUAGCCAUUGUCCACCCGCAGAAAACACCAGCCAAGAGGAACAUGCACUGGUGCUGACUGAGCAGGGAUUCCUUCUCCUCACAGUCUGGUGGCAGUCCGCCUGAGGUCUUUAGCUUGAAGGUGUUUGCUGAAUUAGUGAGUUCACAUUAUUACCUGGCUAGGAGCUGUUCUCCAACACUACUGUAUAUGCCACCACUGCCCAAGAUCCUACCAGCAGGCAUGGUCCUUUAAUAAUAUAUUUUGACAUUUUGAAUGGUUUAAUUUUGAUUCUACCAAAGGAUUCUUGGAACAAGAGCAUCAUGAAGGGUUACAGAAAAGGGAAAUUGAGUAUAAGGAAGACUUGAUAUGUACUUGACUCACCUUUGAGUCAUGGACCCUUUUGACUCCACCACUGGUACCAUUGAAACAAACAAAACAAAAAUAAGCAAAUAUCUGCCAUUGUGGAAAGGUAAUGGAAUAAAGUGACUGAGGGUGCAGGCUCUGAAAUCAAACAGCCUGAGCUUCAAAUCAUGCUCCACUACUGUACCAGCCAUGUGUCAUUGGGCAAAGCAGUAACCUCUCUUCCCAGUUUCCUUUCCAAAAUGCAGAUAAUGGUUUCUCCCCGAUAAGGUUGUUGUGAGAAUUAAAUGUGAUGUUGAAUGCAAAGACUUGCACAGUGGAAAGAAAUAUCAUCUGCACGUAGCUUCUGCGUCUGACCUGAGCAUGUGGCUCCAAUGUAAAAAGCUCACAUGCCCCCUCCAGACAGGACUGGAAACGAGAUAGAUGCUUAUUCCUGAUUGGCCUGCCAGCUGCCUUCCUUGUGCACACACUAGAGCAUAUACACUUUUCUCCAUGGUAACCUCAGCCUCUUCUGGUAGAACCUUAUUUGCUCAGACUGAGAACAAAACAAUUGCUUUGGUUUCUGUUUUCUUUCAUAUCAUGCCUAGGCACUGUCUGAACAGGGCUUUUUCCAGUCUCCCUCAGAAUAGGGGUCUUUGCAGCUGCUUAAUCUAAGCUUUUGCAUGUGAGGGGCAGCCACUAGGGAAAAGAAGGAAAGUGAAGGAGAUUCCAUGAGAAACCUUAGCAAGAUCUCUUCAUGUGCUUUGGGAGAAAUCAAUUCAACAAAUGUGUACUGAGGACCAGUUCCAGGCCCAGCUGGCCCGGGCACUGUACGACAACACUGCCGAGUCUCCCCAGGAGCUGUCCUUCCGCAGAGGGGACGUUCUACGGGUACUGCAGAGGGAGGGUGCUGGCGGACUGGAUGGCUGGUGCCUCUGCUCCCUGCAUGGCCAGCAGGGCAUUGUGCCUGCCAACAGAGUGAAGCUUCUUCCUGCUGGCCCAGCGCCCAAGCCCAGCCUCUCCCUGGCACCCUCCGCCCAGCCUGGCUCACCACACCCAACCCUAGAGCACAGCAAUGACGAACAGGAGGUGUAUGUGGUACCACCCCCAGCUCGCCCCUGUCCUGCCUCAGGACCUCUGGCUGGACCCUGCCCACCCUCCCCUGACUCCAUCUACAAGGUCCCCAGAGGCAAUGGGACCCAACUGUCCACUCCCAGAGAUGCCUUGGAGGUCUAUGAUGUGCCCCCCACUGCCUUCCGAGCUCAAUCCAGUGACCCCUAUGACUCCCCAGCUUCCUUUUCUCAUCCACUGGCCCGGGUUGCCCAGCAGCACCCUGGGGAAGAUGAAGCUCCCUAUGAUGUACCUCUAGCCCCAAAGCCAUCCACAGAGCUGGAGCCGGAUCUGGAGUGGGAAGGGGGCCGGGAACCAGGGCCCCCACUCUACGCUGCUCCCUCCAACCUGAAACGGGCAUCAGCCCUCCUCAACCUGUAUGAAGCACCCGAAGAACUGCUGGCCAACGGGGAAAGUGGGGACACUGAUGAGGGCAUCUAUGAUGUGCCCCUGCUGGGUCCCGAGGCACCCCCUUCUCCAGAGCCCCCAGGAAACUCGGCCUCCAAUGAGCUGGACACCCUGGCCCAGCUGCUGGCCAGAAGCCCUCCGCCACCACACAGGCCUCGGCUGCCCUCUGCUGAGAGUCUGUCCAGGCGCCCUCUGCCUGCCCUGCCUGUCCCUGAGGCUCCCAGCCCUUCUCCAGCUCCCUCUCCUGCUCCAGGCCGCAAAGGCAGUAUCCAGGACCGGCCUCUGCCUCCACCCCCACCCCGCCUGCCUGGCUUUGGGGGUCCCAAGAUCGAGGGGAAUCCAGAGGACAGGGAAGUGGAGGAUGAUCCAGCAGGACCCCACAAUGAGUAUGAAGGCAUCCCAAUGGCUGAGGAGUACGACUAUGUUCACUUGAAGGGCAUGGAUAAAGCUCAGGGAUCUAGGCCCCUGGAUAAAGCCUUUCCAGAGGAUCCUGAACUGCAGGAGAAGGGACUGCCUGAGCAGCAGGAGGCCCCAUCCCCAGGGGAACCACUGGUUCUGUCCACCGGAGACCUACAGCUCCUGCACUUCUAUGCAGGGCAGUGCCAGAGCCACUACUCAGCGCUGCAGGCGGCUGUGGCAGCCCUGAUGUCCAGCACCCAGGCCAAGCAGCCCCCAAGUCUCUUCGUGCCCCAUAGCAAGCGGGUUGUGGUGGCUGCUCACCGUCUAGUAUUCGUUGGGGACACCCUGGGUCGGCUGGCAGCCUCUGCCCCUCUGCGAACACAGGUCGGGGCUGCAGGUACAGCGCUGGGCCAAGCUUUGCAGGCCACUGUGCUGGCUGUUAAGGGGGCUGCCCUGGGCUAUCCCUCAGGCCCUGCAGCCCAGGAGAUGGCACGGUGUGUGGCAGAACUGGCAGGGCGAGCCCUGCAAUUCACCACCCUGCUCACCAGCCUGGCUGCCUGAGGGUCUGUUGGCACAGCCUUCCCCUCCCCUGCCUGGUCAGAGCCUCCACACACUCAGGUCUUGGGUGGAUGGAGGGCUGUUUCAGGGAAGGGGAGGUAUCUUCCCCCUCCCCUUCCCCUUUCAGUCAUCUCAGCCUCUCACAGAGGCAUCUCUUUCCCCUAAUCCACAGCCUUUUGUAUGAGAGCCAUUUUGUAUAAAUUAUUUAUAUUUAAUGUUAUUCCCUGCUUUGUCAGGGCCAGGCACCAGGUCCUCUGAGGCAGGGAGGAACUGAACCCUCCUCCUCACCAGCCAGGGUUAGAGGUCACUGCACUGCCUCCUGCCUCUGGAAAUUUGGGACACCAAGAAUCAAGUGGCAGGAACUUGGGACCACACAGAGUCUCUCUCCCUUCCUGUUUCUUGGUUCCUGAACACCAAUUCCUCACUUAGCAGAGAAGGACAUUGACUGCCCAGAAUAUGAAGGUCUGGGAGACAUCAGAAGGCUCCUCCCCUCAAAAGGCAGGAAUGUUGGCCUGAGCAUGGGUGUAUGCACUUCAAUAAACCCUGCGGUCUGGU
Messenger RNA from Marmota monax (woodchuck), 4691 nucleotides. RefSeq names its product embryonal Fyn-associated substrate (gene Efs). Gene Ontology annotation, molecular function: protein binding. The transcript has 6 exons. The record is from RefSeq and is a predicted model, not a curated record. NCBI's taxonomy places the organism in Eukaryota, Metazoa, Chordata, Mammalia, Rodentia, Sciuridae. Gene Ontology annotation, biological process: cell migration; cell surface receptor protein tyrosine kinase signaling pathway. Gene Ontology annotation, cellular component: cytoplasm; focal adhesion; plasma membrane. The coding region runs from base 2448 to 4139 and encodes 563 amino acids.